Messenger RNA from Aplysia californica (California sea hare), 5986 nucleotides. RefSeq names its product G-protein coupled receptor GRL101. NCBI's taxonomy places the organism in Eukaryota, Metazoa, Mollusca, Gastropoda, Aplysiida, Aplysiidae. Gene Ontology annotation, cellular component: membrane. Gene Ontology annotation, biological process: G protein-coupled receptor signaling pathway. The transcript has 3 exons. Gene Ontology annotation, molecular function: protein binding; G protein-coupled receptor activity. The record is from RefSeq and is a predicted model, not a curated record. Bases 1288 to 5844 code for a protein of 1518 amino acids.
AGCCUGUACAUGUAUCUGCCUUUCCCUCUGUAUGAUCAAGCGCGUGCAUUAUUGAAACAAGCAUUGGACUCAACCAUUACUGUCCCGGGGGGCACGGUCGAGCGUGAGUUAGCGUGACAGCGGAUUCUGAGAGGUGCUGUCUGUACUCAAAGGACUCAGGACUCAUUUCGCAUCAACACGAGAACAUAUCAUACGUCUAGCCAACCCCCUACGUGGACUCGAGUGUAAAAAGAGCAUUCAGGAAGAAAAAGCUUUUAACUCAUUCAGGAUGACCACAUGACAGAGUGUGUUGUUCGGAAGACUGCAUAAAUAUCAUUUUUGCGUAGUGCUCAGUACUAGUUUUUAAAUAUCAUUGUAAUUGUUCGAGCAACCGGUGGAUCGCCACUAAAAUAUCUAAUUCCGCAGUUUGGUUUUGGGAAAGAAAAAAAAAGCGUGUUUUAAUCUCACGGUUCCUCCCAUGUCGGGAACUCCAUAUCAAUGUGGGUAAAAUGUGACACAAUGCAAAGGCUUUCAAUAGUUCUGAAUUCCGGACAAUCUUAAGGAGUGCAACAGACUAUUAUGUUCUCCCAUUUAAAAAGCAGUGACGGUAUCUCAAAGUCUGCGUCAUCCGUUGAAGUCAGCGAGAAAAAAUUAGCGAUAACAAUUUUCAGACUCCUCUGGAUGCACUAGACUAUGGCGGAAGAAGCGAUUGGCUCUUCUGAACGUUCAUCGUUGUGUGUGGAAGUGAAACUGUUUCAUUAAUUUCUUGCGAAGAGACUUACGUGGCUGCCAUAUGAGUUCUUCUUGAGAUGAUCAUUCUACUAACCUCUAAUCCUGAGCCGGGAAAUGUUUACCAGUAUAAUUUCUUAUUUUCAGUAAUACUCUGAUGAUAGGUCAAAAAGUUUGUGAUUUUGAGUAGAAAGUAUUUUCUUUUACUGGACCGCAACAGUGUUGUUGUUUUUUUCAAGCUUAGUUCAUGAGUGUGGAAGUGUCAGAAGCUCUCAAAAUAUAAUUCAAAGAGCAUUCGCAAAACAAACGAUGCAGUGAUCAUUCGGUCCAAACAGAUUACCACUGAGUGCACAAAGCCACUCCCUCUCGCCAGUGUUGACGGACAGAUAAACGUGACUGUUCUCUGGACUUGGCAACAGACCUCUCAAAGCCAGAUCCAGAGCGAUGGUUUGAAUAUGUAUCGCUUUUUUCACUUGGAUUUAAAAGAACAUUUCCGCAUUCGGAUGAAGCUGCUGCACUUCGCAAACGAGUUCUCGACACAUUGUAUUCUAUAACCUGUUGAUAUCUACUGACUGUGCGAUGUCGGUGCUGACUUCAAGCAUGUUCUAUUUACUUUUCUCUGUCAGUAUAGUCGUGUUGUGUGUUUUGAACAAGACUGUCAUUGGAAGUGCGCCCGAAGAAGAAUCCAGUUUAUUGAAGAGAUCACUAAGACAAAGAAACUCUGUCAGUUACACUAAAAGAGAAGGGAGAAAAAGCCGAAAGCCUUAUCUAAGGAUUAAACGUUCUCCUCAAAACAUUUCUAGUGAUUUUGUGAAAGGGUUUGAAAAUGUCAAAGAAACAUAUCACGGUGUAACACUGGAUGCUCCAUAUAGCCAGAUUGACGGGGAAGAAAUGCAAACAGAAUCUGACGACACUAAAGGAAUAGCACACAGUGACAUACGCAAUGACAUUGGAAGUUCAAGGGAAGAUUCCUCCCCCACAGGUGCUUCUUCGAUGACUGCUGAGAGUAGGUCAAAAGAGAGAGAAACGUGUUCCUACUCUGAGAGAUCCGAGGACGACGCACCAGUCUACAAACGCCGGCGACAGAUGAAUGUGUUGUACACUGAUUCCAUCAGGCUACGACAACAUCAACAUAAUAUGAUGACAGGGUAUCAACAAAACAUCAACACUGAACUCACCACAGACAAUGGAAAUCAUUUCUGUUACCAGAUGACCAAUAACAGUGGAAAUAAUGUCGGUAGAUACACCAAACGUAAGUCAGAGCAUAUAGAUUCUCAUGUGAUUCUGAUCCAGGACAGAACUCAGUGUAGCAAGCCCACCAACGUAACCGCCUCAACUGUCAGUUACAUUAACGUCACAGUUAAGACGUGUUGCAUCACAUUCUGCGCCUUUAAACUUCACAUCGAGGUAGAGGAAGACAAACACAUGCUUCUAAACUUCCCAUACUUUAAUGUUCCCGGACUAAACCUACUCAAAAGUGACGGGAUAGGGAACUGUACUGAGUCUCUGGACGUGAUAGCUGAAAGUGUUGAUAAGAACAACCCUGGCGAUGUUUUUGAGAAUAAGAUCGGCUCCUACUGUGGCAUCAAAAAACCGACCUCAGUGUUUGUGGAACACAAUGCGGUCAACCUGGUCUUACGUAUGUUCAACAAUGACCAGUGCAUUGAUAAAAUUGAUUUUGAUGUUGAAGUUGUACCUUGUCGAAAAUUUCCACAUGAGAGUUGUAAUUCUACAAAGUAUGUAAAACUGGGCACAGAGAAGGGAUAUAUUUCCUCUCCUGGAUUAGUUGAAAAUCAAAAUUACCCCAAUUCCAUCAACUGUGAGUGGGAGGUUUCUGUACGAGACGGGAUGUUGAUAUUGCUGGAUCCUGCGAUUUUUCUCUUGAGUGCAGGAGACGUUUUGACAAUUCUACCACUGAAUCCUCAAGGUAGGAAAUUCCCAACAAAGCUGACCAUGCAAAUGGACAAAUUUAUUCAACCUGUUGUCCUCCCAAGCAACAAAGCUGUCAUUCAGUUCUCGUCUGACCACAUGCAGUCAGGUCAAGGGUUUAACAUCUCUUACACAUCGGUCAACGGGUCAGAUUUCAUGCCCAUGGACAACAACAACACUCUGGACUGUUCAGGAAACGUGGCUAUCCCUGAAUGCCUUCGAUGUGAUCAUUACCGGGACUGUUUGGGAGGGGAGGACGAGGAGGGCUGUGAGUACAGACGUCCCGGCUGCUGGCCGGAGGGCUUCUACAACGACCGGUUCUGCUACAGAAUCAUUGAGAACGAGGGUCCUUUUUCCUGGAAUGAAGCCGCAGAAAAAUGUGAAAAGGAAUUCUCAGCUAAUCUCUUGACUAUCACGACAAAACAGAAAAGAGAGUUCGUCAAUGGUUUGAUCAGCUACCACGCGCCUGUUUUGUCUAAAAUGUUUCUCGGACUAGUGCGCAUGCGCCUGCAACAGGUCCGACAGACAUACAGACGUCUAUGGCAGUGGUCAGACAGGACAACAGCUCUGUACCUCCCUGAUGAGUACCGUUACGAAGGUUGGUCUACUUGCUCUCUCCUGCACGGUGACUACUUCUACUCUAUCGACUGUACAGAUGUCAAAGAAAACGUGAGCUUUAUCUGUGAGACGGAAAUGAUUAAGCAGAACCCGGGCAGUGUUUGUGGAGUGAAGAAACGUUUUAUACAAAACCAAUCUCCUCCACAGAUCAAUACGUUUAAAUGUUCAUCGGGAGAGUUGAUUUCUGAAGACCGUGAGUGUAACAGAGUCGAGGACUGCUUUGAUGGGAGUGACGAACUGGACUGUAAUUUCGACUUGCAGGAAGAACAGAUGUUUUCUUGUGAGACUGGCGAGGAGCUGGUGAUGAAUAGCGCCGUCUGUGACGGUAUCGGAGACUGCACAGACGAGUCGGACGAGAGUUUUUGCCGACUCCCCGAGAAAAAUAUGUUGGGCCCCGAGAUGUGUAUAUGCACCAACAGAAUGGUACUCAACAAAACGUUUCGGUGUGAUGGCCGAGAGGACUGUCUGGACGCCUCAGACGAGGAAGACUGCUCUGCGUGUGGCUCGGGAAGUUUUCUCUGUCCAAUGAUCGCCUGUCUUCCCAAAUCCUGGCAAAAUGACUUAGAGAUAGAUUGUCCCAUUAGGGACAUCCGCGGGAAACGAGCACCGGAACCGAAUUUCCCGGAAAAUAUAUUCGAGUCUACUCCUCCACCAGGUAUUGUGAAGCCAGAUGGUUACGGCAAAGUUCAGAUUGAAAAAAUGGACCGUCAUUCUCAGCCCUGCCCUGAGACGCAUCAGAAAUGUGUUCACGGUUAUUGUAUCCCCAUCUACAUGUGGUGUAACGGCCAGAAAGACUGCCCACAUGGAGAGGAUGAGGAGGAGGAGAUGUGUGCCAAAACCUGCCCCGGACUUUACAAGUGUAAAAAGUCAAAGGUGUGUCUUCACAGUCAGCACGUGUGUGACGGCCAGUACCAAUGUCCCAAUCAUGAUGACGAGAAUCUAUGUCAAUAUUUAAACGUCACUUCCCCUCCCAGCUGUACCAGAAAACAAAUGGACUUUACCUGCACUUCCCUCCCCGACUUCCAAACACUUACUCACGUGAAGUUUCUCAACGUAAGCCGCAGUGGGAUAAAAGACUUUCGCCUCGUCAAUGUCGCUCGGUACGCUCUAAUAUUCCUGGACAUAUCUUUCAACAACAUUCACAGCCUGACAAAUACACAACUUGACUUUCUCAACUUAAGAACUCUUAAUGCCAGGAGUAACGCCAUCACCAGCAUUGAUUACACUACUUUCAAAAACUGUCCUGUGUUAGAGAAGCUAGUCUUAGCAGACAAUAAAAUCACAAAUCUCUCGCUAUCGUACUUUUGCAAUAUGAAAAGCUUACAAAAAUUAGACCUCUCUGGAAACCCCAUCCGGAAGCUGCAACCGUUUCGAUCGACAUGCACAGAAGGCUCGUCCACUCUGAGAUAUCUCAAUCUACGAAAUAUGGGUUUGAUUUAUUUAAACGACGACGCAUUUUGCUCAUUUCCUCGUCUGAAAUCUUUGCUUCUAGAGGGAAAUUCCAUUACUCUGUUCACCCCGAAUGUUUUUAAGUUCCAGGGCAGUCUGAAUUACUUAACUACUGAUAAUUUUCGCCUGUGUUGUUCUUCAGUAAAACCAAAGUCACUAGACGACUCAAAAUGUCUCGCUCCUUUUGAUGAGAUCAGCUCCUGCGACGAUAUCCUUCGCGCCAUGUUUCUCCGGGUGACAUUGUGGGUAAUGGUGUUUUUGACGCUUAGCGGAAACGUUAGCGUGAUAAUCUACAGAAUUUUCUUUGAUAAAUGCAUCAAAUACAGCUUCCGAAUCAUCAUCACAUGUCUGAGUGCGUCAGACCUGAUCAUGGGAGUGUAUCUCGUCAUUAUAGGCAGCGCCGACGUCAUCUAUAGGGACCGGUAUUUCGUCGUGGAGAGAGAGUGGAAAGAAAGUGUUGCGUGCCAAGUGGCCGGGUUUCUCUGUGUUCUGUCUAGUGAGACCUCCGCCAUGUUUAUCCUGCUUGUCACUAUAGACCGUUUCACCGCAAUCGCAUUCCCGCUCCGCAUACACCUUCACUUCACCAAAAAGUCUGCCAGCAUCGCUUGUGCUGUGGUUUGGUCUAUCGGCGUCUGUAUAGCAGCAAUCCCUCUUGUACCCCCUUGGAACCAAUGGAACUUUUACUCCCAAAAAGCCAUCGGUGUUCCUCUCCCUAUCACACGCUUCAGCUACCCUGGCUUCGACUACGCCUUUUCAAUCUUUAUCCUGUUCAACAUGGCUAUUUUUAUCCUGGUUAUCCUGGGCCAGAUCGGGAUCUAUCUGUCCGUACGCCUCCUGAGCGUCCCGCGUAUCUCGGAGCAACGCCUGUACCAGGACACGGCCAUCGCCAAACGCCUGGUGCUGGUGGUGUUCACAGACUGUCUCUGUUGGUUCCCCAUCUGUGUCAUGGGGCUGGCGGCCUGCGCAGACUUCCCCGUACCCGGUGAGAUGUACGUGGUCGCGUCUGUCAUCCUGAUGCCAGCUAACAGCGCCAUCAAUCCCUUCCUCUACACGGCGAACGCUGUGCUGGUGGCGAGGAAAGCCAGGCGGAGGAAGAAGAAAGGAAAAGACUCAAUUGGAUUGAGACCUGCCAACAAAUGACCAGUGCUCAAGGUGCGCAGUUCUCUCUUGAAGAUGAAAACAAACGAACCCGGACCGCGUACACGAGAGGCCAGCUGCUGGAGCUGGAGAAAGAGUUCCACUUCAACAAGUACAUCUCUCGACCGCGCCGCAUCGAGCUGGC